GCGAACCUGACCACUACAUGAUGACUUGGCAUAACUUGGUGGAGCUGCGAAAGGACGAGUACGGCGAGGACUGGAUGCUGGAGCCAGGAACACAUCACUGGAGCGGCCUGCAGGUGCCCACCUUCAGGGACAACUGGGAUCUGUGCAAUCUGGCUGGCUGUGACGGCUCUUUCCUUCAGGUGUGCACAAAGGCCGGGUGUGCCAAGAGCGAUAUCGGAGACGACCCCUUCUAGUCUUCGCCAGAACACUUCACCGCGAAACCUUCUGAUAUCUUGCGAGUUUACAUCUGUUUGUUCUUUUAUUGAUGCCGAAGUUGCAGACUGACUGGGCCUUCACGCUUUUGUCUGUUCUUAUUGUAGCUUUCUAAUAUUAUCUGAAUGCAAUUCUUACUUAUUUAAGAAAGUGGAGAAAGCGUUUACAUAUCUUAAGAAAUAGUAAAUCAAAAUA
Molecule: messenger RNA, 447 nt
Organism: Penaeus vannamei (Pacific white shrimp)
Lineage: Eukaryota; Metazoa; Arthropoda; Malacostraca; Decapoda; Penaeidae
Source: RefSeq, a predicted model, not a curated record